Molecule: messenger RNA, 3239 nt
Organism: Anguilla anguilla (European eel)
Lineage: Eukaryota; Metazoa; Chordata; Actinopteri; Anguilliformes; Anguillidae
Gene: chaf1a
Product: chromatin assembly factor 1, subunit A (p150)
Biological process (GO): nucleosome assembly
Cellular component (GO): CAF-1 complex; nucleus
Source: RefSeq, a predicted model, not a curated record
AGUGUGGGUUUAGUUUUGGAGGGUGAUGCUAGCGGCGGAAGACCCGUCCUCGGAACGGCAUGUACUGGCCUCCACACCACGGAGGAGAGGUAUGGAUUGCAAGGCCAAGUCCAGCGCUGCCGCCAAGAAACUCAUUCAAGCUCGCCUUCCCUUCAAACGUCUCAACCCAGAACCCAAGGAAAAUGGGGCGCCCAAAAGGGUGAGAGGCCCCCCAACUGCACCCCCAAACCUGGACCCCAGCAGCUCUGACGGAGAGAACGAACUGGACCCCGCCCCCCCCGCUCUCCCGCCCAAUAGGGCCACCCUGGUGAACGGGCGGGGGCCCCUGGACGGUUUCGUUAAGCAGGAGGCCCGCCCCCGCCGCUCGGCCCCCCCAGCCCCGAGCGCGACCAUCGACCUCACCGAGGACUCCAAUUCGGCCGAGCCCGCUGGCGCCUCCCUCCCGGCCCCGACUCGGGACAGUCAGACGGGCCCGGCCGCUGACGCGGAGCCUGCUGUCGAAGCUGCCGCCGACGCCGUCUCCUUGGAAACGGAGGACGGGGCUGAGGCCCGCGCAGACAACGAGGACGCCGAUGCUCCCGGCUCGCCGUCGGUCUCCGCGGAGACGCCCCCGCCAGACCCGCCGCGGGAAGACGCGGAGGAGAACGAGACGGACGUUUCCACCAAUGAGAACGUGUCUUUGCUGUCGCCCUCGUCCGCCAGCUCGCUGUCGGCGACGGAGAGCUCGCCGGAGCCCGCCAAGAGCGCGAUGACCAGCCCGGUCUCCACGACACCAAAAACAAAUGAAAACACAGAAGGGAAGAAAGUGAAGAGGCGUUCUCUGAAGAACACGGAGGAGGAGCGGCGGAGGCAGGAGGAGCGGGAGGAGAGGGAGCGUCAGCGGCAGGAGGCCCGCGAAGCCAAGGAGCGUAAGAAGGAGGAGGCGCGCAAGCUGAAGGAGGAGCGGGAGAGGGAGCGGAAGGAGAAGAAGGAGAGGGAGGAGAAGGAGAGGGCGGAGAAACUGCGGGCGAAAGAGGAGCAGCGCAGAGUAAAGCAGGAUGCAAAACUUGAAGAAAAAAAGAAGAAAGAGGAGGAGAAGCGAGUGAAAGAAGAGGAGAAACGAGUAAAAGAAGAGAAAGAUCGAAUCAAAGCGGAGAAAGCGGAGAUCACUCGGUUUCUGCAGAGGCCCAAGUCCCAGCAGGCCCCAAAGAUCCUCGCAGCAGCCUGUGGGAAGUUCGCUCCCUUUGAGAUUAAGGAGCACAUGCUCCUGGCCCCGCUGGUGCGGGUACAGUGUGAGGAGGCCGCUCUGGAGGAGCUGGACCGCUACCUGUCCCGGCCCGACGGGACGCUGGACGGCCUGAGGGACUGGAGGAGGCACAAACCCCGCCGGUCGGGCCCCACCAGGGCCUGCUCCGCCGAGAGAGGGGGGGACUGCAUGGUGGUGCCCGAGGGACAGAAGCCGGAAGGCGUGCCCGGCCGCCAGCGGUACGGCCGCAUGAAGCUGCUGCAGUUCCAGGAGAACUACCGCCCGGCGUACUGGGGCACCUGGAACAAGAAGAGCACCCACAUCUCCCCACGCUGCCCCCUGAGGCAGGACAAGGUGCUGCUUGAUUACGAGGUGGAGAGUGAUGAAGAGUGGGUGGAGGAAGAGCCAGGGGAGUCCCUGUCCCACAGCGAGGGGGAUGACGAUGACGAAGGUGGCGAAGACGACGACGAUGACGACGGGUUCUUUGUGCCGCACGGCUACCUGUCAGACGGGGAGGGGGCGCUGGAGGAAGAGGAGAAAGGCGACGUGGAGAAGCAGAAGGUUCGGCAGCGGCUGAAGGCCCGCGAGUGGGACGAGCUCAUGGCCAAGAAGAAGUUCAGGGUCCUGGAGGCGGUGGUGCGCGGGUGCGUGUGGGUGGGGCCCGAGGGGGCGGGGCCAGAGGCCGAGGCCCUGCUGCCAUUCGCCGUCUGCCUGCUGGAGGCCGCCGCCCUCGCGGAGGAGCCCGUUUCCCCGGAGACCACGGCCGCCGCCCGGGAACGCCGCGACGAGCUCCUGCUGUCCCAGUUGCUCUCGCUGUUGCACGGCAAUGUGAACAGCAGUAAGGUGAUCAUCACCGAGUUCCAGGAGUUCUGCCGGCAGAAACAAGCCUGCACCAGCACCAGCACCAGCCCCCAGAGGGCAGCAGAGAGCAUCCCCGCCAGGAUCCAUGUGAAGCGGCUGAUCACCAAGCACGCGGUGUACGAGAAGCGGCCGGCGCACCGGCGCAGCUGCUGGUACGCGCACGCGGACGUGCUCUCCCGCUUCGGCCAGGAGGCCCUGCCCGUGCCCUGCCAGUGGAAGUACCUGACGCAGGGGCCCCACGAGGCCCCCGAGGAGCCCGCCGCCGCCGCCACGCCCUCUUCCUCCUCCUCCUCCUCCUCCGCCGCCGCCGCUGCCGCCGCCUCCUCAUCCUCCGCCAAGAGGAAGAGCACGGGGAGCAUGUCCAUCACCAAGUUCCUAAGGAAGCGCAGGGACACGGAGCAGGGGGAGGCGAUGGAGACGGACGGCUUUCAGGCGGACACCGAGGAAGAUGAGGAUGAGAACGACUGCAUCAUCGUCAACACACAAGCGGGAUCCAGUGAGGAGCAGGGCAAGCCCCCCGUAACCACGGUUACUGCACAGACCCCGAGUACAGAACACAUGGAGGUCACGACCUCUGACCUCGCCACGGCCUCCCUCCCGUGCCCCGCCCAUGCUGCUGUCCCAGAAACGUGUGUGUGAGAACCAGGUCUACAAUCAGGGUCUCUCUGUGUCUCUCUCACACACACACACACACACACACACACAUUCAUUCGUAGUGGCACUAACACCGUCCACUCAGUAUCGCUGACCCCAAAAAUAAGACACCCACCUCCCCCCCACUUCUCCCCGUCACUCCUGAGUGGGACAGGCAGUCGUACCCAGUGUACAGGGUCCGCCCCUGACCUCCGUGUGUAUCUUUAAAUGUAACAGAAAUGGUUAAAAAGCCUUGCGCUUCAUAGACUUAACGGAGAGGGGUUGGUGCCUUCUGAGAGGAGGCCAAGGUGGAUAGAUUGCUGCUCUCACCUACAUGUCAUUCUAAGAGGGGGAGGGAGACCGCUGUCCCACCCCCAUUGUAUUUUGGGUUGGUGUGCUAUGUACCCUGGGGCAGUAAGAGGCCCUGCUGUGUCAGCGGGACAGGGGCAGUUAUCCGGUGCAUUACUGCUGUCUGGCCCGGAGAACCUUCUCUGGGGCCAGUGUCAUCCUUUUCUCUUUU